CAGGCGCUUUCAGCUUUUUCAUUCUUGGAUCUUGGUUCUCUUCAUGUCCUUGCUUCAUAAAGGAAAAAUAUCUAAACUGGUUUCAAAAAUGUUUUUUUGUUGCUCUACUAUUUAUGGUUGUUACUAGCGAAAAACAAAAAGGUAUAAGGACGAAUUAGACAAAUGUCUUAUGGUUUACUGUUAUCUGAUAAUCUGGGAUGAUAUGUUGUUUGGAUUAGUUCUUUCCAAGCGAAGGUACAUUCAUUUAUGAAACACUUUAAUAUCAGACCGCACUGAACAAAACGCCAAAUAUUAAGAAUGACUUGUUGAAUAAAGUGAAAAUUAAAGCAAAAUAAAUUGAUUAAAAGUAGAAGUAAAAUACCUAAAAAAAUAGAAUGAUAUGAGGUAAAUAUAACAGCAAUGAAACUGUACAUGAAUAAGAAAAAAAAAUCAAAAAUCAAAAUAAGAUUAACUUUUACAAAGGCCAAAGGAAAGAGAUGGAUAUAACCAUAUUUAACCUAACCAUCUUUAAAACCAUUUUAACCAUGUAAUUUGGGAAUAGAAAUUAUAAAAGCCCUCUGACCUCUGAGUCCUUGACUGUGUCCUCCAUCAAUGACUGGUCAGUUAUUCUGUAAAAGGAACCUGUAGUGCAGGAUCAGUAGCUUCCACACAUUUUAACUGUGUUGAAGUAAAAAAACAAAGAAAAAAAGACUUAUGCAAAGAGAUAAAGCGAUAUGGACAAAGAAAUAAAUAAAAGAACCCCCCGCUCCCCUGAAUUCCCUCAAGAACUGCAGAACUUUAUGUAUUAAUAACACCUUCCUAAGUAUCAAUGUAUUGAUUUACAAAUCCUAUUUAGUGUUUACAGUGCAAAAAUGUUUGAGUAUAAUCAGAAAACAAUGCAGAUCAGGUUUACACCACAGUUUGUGACUCUUCUCCACCGUGUGAAAAUGUUUAAUAUUGGUGGACCCACAUCCUGUCUGUUAGACCAAAUGAAAUGUCUUAGAAUUUUAAAGCUUACCUUUAUCAUUGUUCUUGAGAUUUCCUGUUUCUGAUGGAAAUCAUAAAAUAAAAUUUUAGUGCAACUAUGUAACUUUGAUAAUCACAAUAAGCAGUAGUAGUCAGAUGAAAUGCUUUUCUUUGUAAAACAUGUUUGCAAAUGUUGCGUAUAGACUACGUUUUGUGGGAGCAGCCGCCAUAUUGGAUAUUGAUUUUAGAGUUGCUUAGGCUCUAACUUGGAAAGGUGGAUGUCUGGCUUCAGGAAAACGAUUUAAUUAAGUUAUUUUUUAUUAGAAUAAAUAAGCUGCACACAACUUUCAAAAUUGGAGUAGUUCUAUCUAUCCUUCUAGCUUUUUUUGCUGCAUUAUUGAACCAUUAAAUUCAAAAGUACCCAUAAGCACCUUUGGCGAGGCCUGUGUGGUUAAAGCUAGUUUAUUUGCUGUCAAUCAAGUUUCCACCCGCAGCUGUUCCCAAUCCAGACCGCGAAUCAGGCUCUCACACCAGGCAGCGGGUUUCCUCAGAGCAGCUCUGCCCGGUGCACCUACAGCUUCAGACUUUUUAGAAUUAGAUUUUAUUCCUGUCGUUGCUCCUGUGAAAUGCCAUUUGUCGAGGACCCUGCUUGUCUCUCUAAAUCUCGCCUGAAGUCAGAUUUAGUUGCUCACAAUGUGGAGCUGCCACCUGCAGGGAGCAAGAAAGAGGCUUAUGUGGCGCUGCACCUGAGACACGUCGACCAGACAAAUGCUGCGGAUUUCUCCAGUGAUGACGAUCAGGAGCACAAUGUGGCAGGAGGGGAUCCAGGAGGCGCAAAGGAGCUUGACCCGAGUGCAUUGACGGAUAAGGAUCUCAAGGCUUUGUUAUUCAAAUAUGGAGUUAAGGCUGGGCCCAUUUUAGCCUCCACCAGGGCAGUGUAUGAGAAGAAGCUCAGGAAACUGCUUCAGUCUGCUGGAGAGGGGGAAUCGAAUGAAGCAGAUAAUGCUGUGCUCUACUCCGACAGUGACGAGGAAGACGUGAGUGAAAAGGACGAGGAGAAAGAAUUGGAGGGAGAGCAAGAAAAAAAGUCUGAAGCAUUGGAGCUGAACCAACAACAGUGCAACGAGAAAAAUGUGCCAGCUCAGAAGGGUGACUUUUUUUAUCCACAGUGUUUUUUCUUAUCAUCAAGACUGCGUCCUUGUCCUCCUAGAAACAAUGAACGUAGUUCCAAGAGGAAUUCAAAGAAUGCAUUAAAAUCAUCAGAGCGAACUCAUCCACACCGCUCACAGAUUCCUGCAGGAAUUAGCAAAGUAUCCUCUAUAGCUCAACACUCAGGAUUAAGAUCAGGGGUUCCCUCUGGAUCUCAGUCAGUGGUGUCCAGUAGUUGCUCAUCAUUUUCCUCACAGGCUUUCAGCAUCACUCAGAUGGUUGAAAAGGAAAGUUGUACUUCAAGCCUUAUGAAUUCACAUUUUACAGCUUUAAAAAUUGAAAUGUUUAUGUCUCUGUAUUUACUCAACACACACUCCCACCGCAAACUAAUGCCAAACGACAACAACAAAAAAAAACAGAUGGAGAGUCGGGGCGCACCCUCUGCUUGCUCCUACAGUAAGCCGGAACAUUGGUCCCGCUCCAGCAGGCUGGACACUGACAUUGAAGACAAGGACAUAGUCGUGGAACAGGCAGUGCGCUACACUCCCAAGGACUCCACUUGUGUAAAGGAAAUCAAGGAUCCAGUGAAAGAUAUUUUAAAGGACCUUCUUCCAGACACAAAGACAUCACCUACAGGGAUUUAUGCCACUCCUCGGAGACCCAUCAAGGGUGCAGCUCAGCGGCCCAUCCAGUAUGCAUACCCAGACACUCCAGUCAGCCCCACAACCUUAGAGAGACAAGAGGUGGCGAGACGUCUUGCACCCGUCUACGUCCAGGUUUUGGUCUUCUUCGCUGUGAUGUGCAUCCUUUUCUUGAUAUUUGUUAAUGUUGAGAACACCAACAGUGUGGUAUCCUUGCUGGAACGUCAAAACCAGAGACCAGAUGGUGAAGAGGGAAUCCCAGUGCUAGAUGAGACACAGGAUGCAGCAUGUGGAGAGCUUUAACAUUUUUUUUUUUUUACCAAUCUAUGUUGACGUAAAGGUGUGAGCUUGCUGAUUUAAUGGCCAAGACUUGACCAUUGUUAUUAGUUAAGAAUCUGCCAGUCCAGUUUAACACUUCUGAAUAUUUUGCUUGACUUUAACAUUAAAAUGUUCUUAUCACUAUGUUGGCCAUUGACCGAACACUUAUUUAGGGGAAGGAAAGAUUUAUUCCUGACUUAAAAUUGUAUUGUGUAUUGCUAAUUUAGAUUCUUUAAUCUGUAUUGUAUCACUUGUAUGAUUUUAUACUUGAUUGUUCAAUAAAAUAUAUUUUGCUUCAUAUAUUUAACAAAUUGGCUUGGAGGGGAAAAUUGUUUUUAAUCUUGAAAACCCAAAGCAUUAAAUAUUUUAAAAAUUCAGCUCUGCAUGGUACUUUCUUCAGACAUCCUUUGCAUACAUUUCUGAAGAAUUUCUCAUUCUGUAAAUGUAUAGUUGAAGAGGCUACGAGGGCAACAAAGUGGACCAACAGGAAAUGGAAACCUGUGCAAGCCAAACUUUUCCUGCCACCCAUCUUUUGUUCACAAUCGGUGUAUACCUCAUCUAAUUUCUGUAAUACUUAUUUAUAAAUACAAGCACCUGUUAGAAGGAAGAUUUAUACCUGUUUGAAAAUUAAAGUAUGCAUUUCACUAAA
Molecule: messenger RNA, 3702 nt
Organism: Xiphophorus hellerii (green swordtail)
Lineage: Eukaryota; Metazoa; Chordata; Actinopteri; Cyprinodontiformes; Poeciliidae
Gene: lemd1
Product: LEM domain containing 1
Exons: 10
Coding region: 1572-3038 (488 amino acids)
Molecular function (GO): DNA binding
Source: RefSeq, a predicted model, not a curated record